CCUAUCACCUCCUACAUUCGAAUCUCUCGAAUCAUGCAUCAGCCAUCCAAGAUGAUUACAGGCAUCGUCGUCGACGGUCAAUCAUUCGCGAUCCACACGACUUCCACCUCGUACCGCUUCCAUGUGGAUGAAGAAGGAGACCUUGUCACGGACCACUUUGGAGCCUUCAGCCCCGAGACUGUCCCUCCUCCCCCCUUCAAGAUAUCCGGAUGGGUCAACAAGCAUUCACGUCAGCGCCGCGAAUACCCCGAUUUCGGGCGAGGUGACUUGAGACUACCAGCCGUCCGCAUUCAACAUUCCAACGGAAGCGUGGUCUGCCAAUUCAAAUACGUCUCUCACGAGAUCCGAAAGGGCAAGCCAGAGGUCGCCGCUCUUCCUACAGCAUAUGGCGGAGAGGAUGAUGUGGAGGUCCUAACCCUGCAUCUCAAGGACGAAUUGGCCAAUGUGGAGCUGGAGCUGGCGUACUCUGUCUUCCCAGCUGACAAUGUCAUUGUUCGAGCUGCCAAAAUCACCAACAAGGGCUCCGAGAGGGUGGUGGUGGAGAAAGCAGCGAGUUGGAGUGUCGAUCUCCCAGCCGGAGAGUACGAGAUGCUCAGUCUCCGUGGAGAUCACAACAGGGAGGCCAUCCGAGCGAGGCGACGGGUCGAAUAUGGCGUCCAGAGUAUCGGAAGCAAUCAUGGAUAUUCUUCUCAUGUUCACAACCCUUACGUCGCUCUGUUCCCUCCUCACACGACUGAGACUCAAGGCGAAGCAUGGGCUUUCAACCUCAUCUACACUGGCUCUCACUCUAUCGAGGUGGAAAAAGUGACUGAUGGACAAACCCGAGUCGUCGUUGGUACCAACCCCCUUCAUAUGUCCUACCCUCUUGCUCAAGGUGAAAGUUUCCUCACUCCAGAAUGCGUGGCAACCUUCUCCAUAAAUGGCCUCGGAACGACUUCACGGAAUCUUCACCGCUUCUAUCGAAAACACCUCAUGCGAGGACCUACCGCGGUCGCUGACCGAGCUGUCCUUCUGAACAGCUGGGAAGGUCUCUAUUUCAACUUUGAUCACGCUCGCAUUGCGACGCUUGCCAAGCACACGGCUGACCUCGGUAUUAAGCUCUUCGUCCUGGAUGAUGGAUGGUUUGGAAACAAAUACCCUCGAAUCAAUGAUCAAGCUGGUCUAGGCGAUUGGGUCGCCAAUCGAGAGAGAUUCCCAGAUGGUAUGCCCAAAUUUGUUGACAAGGUCGCGGGAAUUCCCGUGGCCCACUCGGAUGACAAGCUUCGAUUUGGAAUCUGGGUCGAACCAGAGAUGGUCAAUCCAAAGUCUGAAUUGUACGACGCGCACCCCGAUUGGAUUUUACAUUCUGGCGACUACCCAAGGACCGUGACACGAAAUCAGCUGGUGCUCGACUUGUCGAAGAAGCCCGUUCAGGACUACAUCAUUGAUGCCUUGUCCAAGGUUCUCAGCGAGGCCAAUAUCACCUACAUCAAAUGGGAUAACAAUCGAGCGAUGCACGAGAUGACCACGCCUGCCACGGCACACGAUUACAUUCUUGGGUUGUAUCGAGUUUUACACACCUUGACCACACGAUUCCCUCAUGUCCUAUGGGAAGGCUGUGCCUCUGGUGGAGGCCGAUUCGACGCUGGAUUGUUGCCUUACUUCCCAGUCAGCUGGACUUCGGACAACACCGAUGCCUUGGAUCGCAUCUUCAUCCAGUUCGGCACCUCUCUUGCCUACCCUGCUGCCUCGAUGGGAUGUCACGUUUCCGCUGUGCCUAAUCACUCGACGUUCAGGACAACAUCACUAGAGUUCAGGGCGCACGUCGCGAUGAUGGGUGGAUCCUUUGGAUUCGAACUGGACCCCGCUCAAAUGACCAAAGAGGAACAAGAAGUCAUUCCUCAGCUGGUCAAACUCGCCGAGCGUGUCAACCCGUUGAUCGUCCGAGGCGAUCAGUAUCGCUUGGCACUGCCCGAUGAGAGCAAUCAGCCAGCCGUCAUGUACCUCUCGGAAGAUGGUUCUCAAGGCGUCUUAUUCGUCUACCAGAUGCAAUCUGUCCUCAACUAUGCCUCUCAACCUAUCCGCUUCCAGGGUUUAGAGCCAGAAGCGAAAUACAAGUUGGAAACGGGUGAAACGUGGACCGGAUCAACAUUGAUGAAUGCGGGACUGUAUUUUGCCAUGAGGGGCGAUUACCAAAGUAAAAUGGUCUUCUUUCAGAGAGUGUAGGGAUAGAAAACAUGCAUCGCUUUGGCUGUGUC
Messenger RNA from Kockovaella imperatae, 2237 nucleotides. RefSeq names its product putative alpha-galactosidase C. The record is from RefSeq and is a predicted model, not a curated record. Gene Ontology annotation, molecular function: alpha-galactosidase activity. NCBI's taxonomy places the organism in Eukaryota, Fungi, Basidiomycota, Tremellomycetes, Tremellales, Cuniculitremaceae. The transcript has 3 exons. Bases 34 to 2205 code for a protein of 723 amino acids. Gene Ontology annotation, biological process: carbohydrate catabolic process.